This is a messenger RNA of Drosophila takahashii, 2876 nucleotides long. RefSeq names its product doublesex cognate 73A (gene dsx-c73A). NCBI's taxonomy places the organism in Eukaryota, Metazoa, Arthropoda, Insecta, Diptera, Drosophilidae. The record is from RefSeq and is a predicted model, not a curated record.
UCCAGCGGCCUGGAACAUUUGUAAUCCGACGUUAGAAGUCAGCGGAUCGUGGCAAAAAAAAAAAAAAAAAGAAAUAGAAAUAAAUAGAAGUGUCCCAAGAAGAUACACUGAUUCCUGACUUUCUGGACUUCGCGUGUGUGUCUGUGUGUCCGAAGAUUUGGAGUUACUGUUAGUUGACACUAAUACGAGAGCGAGUGAGAAAUACGAGAAAUUCAAGAAAAAACCGAACGUGAAUCGCGAGUGCUAAAAAAAAGUUAAAUCGAGAAAAACCCCCCGAAAGUAUAAUCCCAACCAGAACUGCAGUCUUGGUCCAAAAUGGUGCGGUUAAGUGCAGCCUGGAGCUGCUUUUUGGCCCUGAUUGCGAUUGCUGCUGCUGCGGCUGCCUCAUCGUCGAAUUAUCCGGGAGUCAUCGAACUGGUGGGCUAUAGCAAUCGCCGGGCACGCACCUACUUCCAGGAGACGCCCCGCUCCAAUCCGAAUCCCCCAGCCGGCCUGACCUCCUCGGCCAAAACCAGGGCCGACAUAGAGACCGUUAAGAGGAAUAUACGGAAAUACGAUCGCUUGCUGGAGCUGGAUACGAAAAAUCUGCCCGAGCAGCAAAAGGAUAUGCUGGCCAGGAUUGUGGAGCGUGUGGCCAGGCUGAAGGAGUCGCUGGAUAUUGAGGAGCAGCAGUUUAACCAACAGGAGGCAACUUCCUCCAGGAGCAGCAGUUCAUCCAGUACAUCGACGCCCCAGGAAACACAAACGGAGGCGGAAACGGAGCCCUUCGAGCAGAGCACCCAACCACCCACCGGAUCCACCGAGGCCGAAACGGAUCCCACUCUCAUCCUGGACGAAACCACUCUGCUCGAGCUGCAGAAUACGAUGAACGAGCAGGCGGCGAUGAGCACGAUGAUGAAGGAACUGCCCACCACCACGGAUGUGAGUCAGCAGCAGCAGCAGGAAGCGGAUGCUGCGGAUGCAGAAUCGGAAUCGGAGGCCACCGAAGAGGGCGAGACCACUUCACCAAAUCUAACCACCCAAUCGGAGGCGGCGACUACCAGCGAUGAAUCCCUGACCGAUUCCACCGAUCCCGAUGAUCAGUUCGUGGCCGCCAGAUCGAAUAACAAUAUAGCGGCCAUAACGGCGGCCGAUGAUGCCGAUGGCAGCACCACCACAACCACCGCGAAUUCGGGCAGUCAGCAGCGCACUUUGACCACGAUGGGAAAGCUGAAGAACCGGGCCACCAAGCGACCCUUUGCCCACAAGGUCACGGCCGCUCUGAAGCGCGGAGGUCAGCGUCCGAGUAGCGUGAGUGCAGCGGCUGCCAAUGCGGCUGCGGCCUCGAAACCAAGUAGCAGCAGCAGCACCACCGCCUCAGCCAGCAGCACCACCCAAAAGCAAAAAGUAGCCAGUACUAACUUCCAGCAGAAGCAGCAGCAAUCGAAGCCGCUGCAAAAGGUGACUCCCUCGAUUGGAUCAUCAUCAUCCAGUGCUCCUUCCUCAUCGAUUCCCUCGGCCACCACGAACUCAGCUGCUCCAGCUUUGCCCAUCGAACAGCUGUAUACUCGCACUCCUCAGGCCAAUAUUCCACUGGCAGCAGCGGCGGCAGCAGCAGCGGCAGGAUCUGCAGGAUCUGCGGGAUCGGGAGCCACGCCAGCCACCUACAGCAGCAACCAGCAGGACAGCAUGGUCUACGAUGCCCAUGUCAAUGCAUCUGCCUUGAUCGACAGCCUCAACACAAACGCUCGCGAGGAGUACUACCAACAGAAACUGGGAGCGGCCAACAAGGAUAAUAAGAAAACGGCGACAGCGAAACCAACGAAAUAUCAUUAUUAUCCGCACAAUCAGCACAUCUAUCUGCUGCCCGAGUGCGCCAUUCAGCAAGUCUGCAAUGCUGUCUACGUGAGACUCAACUACACCCAACCACUGUGCGCCUGUCCAUCAAGAUAUCGUGAUCCCUGCUCGGCCAGUCUGAAUGAAGAUGAUCAGCAUACCACAAAAUUGGUUGGCGAUAAUAAGAAGAAGGCCAUUAUUUCAGCAUUGGCCAAAAGCUCACCCAGAUUUUGGUUCGCGCUCCAAAACACACGAACCGGCAAAUCCCACUACCUGGUCAUCUGCCGCUGUCCCGAUCACUUCAAGAUGGAGGGACCCAUGGCCCAUGACCAGCCCACCUAUGCCAGUGUGCCCGGCAUUCGAGUGUUCGGCAUGAUGUGUGUGAAGCCGGGCUACUCGGUGAGGAAGCCCAGCAACCAGCCGCCCAAGAGGUACCAACUGCAGAAGCCCUUCUAUCGCCCCUCCGUGGGAACCACUUUGGGCGGUGGUGGAGGUGUCGGCGGUGGUCAGAAGGAUAGCUACGGCAGACCGAUCUAUGGCGGUGGCAGCUCCUCGGGCAGCUCGGCCAUCAGUUCGAACUACCAGCCGCAGGAUCAGAGCUUCCAGAGCGGCGGCAGCAGCUCGUAUCAGUACCUCAACCGACCGGAGAGCAGUGGAAACAGUCACAGCUCCGCCAACUUCCGACCGGAUCAGUUCUCGAUCAACAAUUUCCCGGGCAGCAACUAUGGACGCAACAACGAGAGGCGUGGCGAUUUGCCGCCCAUCGAGGCUAUUUCGAGUGGAUCGGGAACCGGGGGAACCGAGGAGCAGCCGGGCAGCAGUACUCCGGCGGUUGAGGAGGAGGCGGCGGCCAGGACAACUCUGCAGGCGGAACAGGAAGCGGCGGCGGCGGAACCGGUGGCUCCAGUUGCGGCGGAGCUGACCACCACGGCGGCGGAGGAGGAUGGGGCUACCGAGAGCCGUGCCCGGCGAUCCCUGGCCGAAACGGACGACUACGAGCCGGAAUUCCCGUGGGAUCGCGUCCUCGAGUUCCAGCAGAGCAUCAUUUGGGACUGAGUUCC